UUCCAAUCUCUAGAGAGAGAGAGAGAGAGAGAGAAAUAUUAAGAGAGAGAAAGAGAGAGAUGAAACACUGUUCUCUAUAUUAUUAGCUUUAGAAUGGUUUUCUUUGUUUUGGUGUUUUUCUGUUGAAAUCAAUCAAACAAACAAACCCUCCCUCCUCCAGAAAUCUCUCUCUGUGACAAGAAUCCGAAAUUUAGUUCUUAUAUAAUAUAUAUAUAUAUAUACAAAAUUUUUGGGUUCUUUCUUUGUUGUUUGUUUUGAGUAAUAUAUAGCUCAAAAAAAAAAACAGAUUUAUUGAAUAAUACCAAAGCAUUUAUCUGUUUGUACACUCUCCUCUUGUUUUGUUUCCUAGCUGAUCAACCGCUGCUAGCUUUUAAUCUUACCAAAAACCCUUUUGGUUUUUCUCUACAUUUAAAGACAUCCUUAAAUUUUAAUGAUGUCUGCAGGCAAUGUUUUUUCUGUUCCCAAUUCUGCAGCAUCAGCAGCCAAAGUAAUCUUCUCCCACGAGUUCGACCCGAACCCGAACCCAAACCCAAACCCUAACUCCAAACCCGUUUCCAGUAACAACGCUUCCGCGGCCAAGAAGAAACGCAAUCUACCAGGCACACCAGAUCCGGAUGCGGAAGUGAUAGCGCUAUCGCCGAAGACGCUGAUGGCGACGAACAGAUUCAUAUGCGAAAUCUGCAACAAGGGUUUCCAGAGAGACCAGAAUCUGCAGCUACACAGAAGAGGGCACAAUCUUCCAUGGAAGCUGAAGCAGAGAGCGAAGACGGAUCUAAUAAAGAAGAAGGUUUACAUUUGCCCCGAGAAGAACUGCGUCCACCACGACCCGGCCCGGGCCCUCGGUGACCUAACCGGCAUCAAGAAACACUUCAGCAGAAAACACGGCGAGAAGAAAUGGAAGUGCGAGAAAUGCUCGAAGAAGUACGCUGUUCAAUCCGAUUGGAAAGCCCACUCCAAGACUUGCGGCACUCGCGAGUACAAAUGCGACUGCGGCACUCUUUUUUCCAGGAAAGAUAGUUUUAUCACGCACCGAGCUUUCUGCGAUGCAUUAGCGGAAGAAAGUGCAAGGAAUAUUGUAACGACGGUUGGUUCGAAUAAUAACAGCUGCUUCAACUUCACAAGUGAUGUUAAUAAUAAUUUGAUAGGUAACCCUCAUGAGUUCAGUAACAUUAAUCCCACCGGGAUGCCGCAUUUCUCCGGGGCGUUUCGUCCGGAGUUUGCCGGGAAUUCGUUUCUCGGAGGGGACCAUCAUCAGAAUAAGCCGAGAUCGUUGUCGCUUUGGAUGGACCAACAACAAGCGAAUAAUAAUAUUAAUUCUCAGAUGAACGAUCAUAGUUCGAACAUGUUCGGUUCGAAUAAUAACGGUUUGCCUGAUCAUCAUAUGAUGCAUAUGUCGGCGGCAAACAAUGUAUACGGGUCGAGUUCGUCGUCGAUGGGGAACUACGGGAAUUUGUCUCUAUCGCCGUUACUCCCGCCGCAGCAUGGUUUGAAGGAGGAGCAGUUGUUAAUUAAUAAUCACGGUAACAAAGGGAACAACGCGACAUCGUCGUCGAUGAUGGCGGAUUCUCUAGCUUCGCUUUAUUCGGAAAGCCACCAGUUGCCGGCGGCGGCGGCCAAAUCGUCGCCGCCGGCGCCAAUGUCUGCGACCGCUCUCCUGCAGAAAGCGGCGCAGAUGGGCUCGACGAAGAGCAACCCGAAUUUCUUCGGUAACUCCGUCGGAGUGAUGAUGAACAAUAACUCUUCCUCUCCUUCUUCUUCCUCGACGACGAACAAUCUAUCUUUCGGCGGCAACGCAGCCUUGGCUCAAAACAGGAGCGAGCUGCACCAGGUGUUCGGCGGCGGAGGACAGCGGCCGGAGAAUCCCACCGCCGACGAAAUGAUGAACUUCAGCACUGCGGCGGUUGGUAAUAUAGGCGACGGUCGCCAUCGUCAUCAUCAGUCUAUGAUUAGCCAAUCGGCGGCGCUGAACAUGCAUUCUGCGUUGCAUGGGGUGGAGAAUAGUUUGACUAGGGAUUUUCUGGGGAUCGGCGGAGGAGAUGGCGGCGCCGGCGCCGGUGGGCCGUUCUCGCCGCAGGAGCUGGCGAAAUUCGCUUCCAUGAGUUCGGCCAUGGGGCUGAGCCACUUCACUAGUAAUCACUAGCUACUAAUUAGUUGCCACUUGUUAAUUUAAUUUCUUUUAAUUUUCUCAGUUUUUUUUAUUUA
This is a messenger RNA of Erythranthe guttata (spotted monkey flower), 2202 nucleotides long. Its product is annotated as zinc finger protein JACKDAW. Lineage: Eukaryota; Viridiplantae; Streptophyta; Magnoliopsida; Lamiales; Phrymaceae. Gene Ontology annotation, cellular component: nucleus. Gene Ontology annotation, molecular function: DNA-binding transcription factor activity. The record is from RefSeq and is a predicted model, not a curated record.